CCACUGAGCAAGGCCAGGGAUCAAACCCAAAACCUCAUGGUUCCUAGUUGGAUUUGUUAACCACUGAGCCAUGACAGGAACUCCCAAACCCUUAAUGGUCUUAUUUGGGACAAUUCGCUGCCAUUCGAAAUUUGAGUACCAGGUGGUUUGAGGCAGCGACUCCAGGAGGGCAGGGCAUCACCUACCUUAUCCACUGUGCCACCUCCUGCACCUCGAGUGUGAUUGUCACAUAGUGGGUGUUCAGUGCGGAUUUCCAAUUGAUGGAGUCGGUGACGCUUUCUUCUCCUGCAUUCUAGAGGAAGUGAAACAUUUGGUCUUAAGUCAGAGAAGACUGUCAGAACAGAGCAUUCACAUCAAAGAGGAGCUGCACCAGGAGCGCACACCAGGGAAACCAGAAAAGGCAAUAAAAAGCUUGAAGACUUUGCAGGCAGAAACAGAAAUGCUUCCCAGGAGUACCGAGGACUAUGAGAAGUUACUCAGGAUGGAAGAUCUGGCCACAGGGCGGUGGGGUGCUUCAAAACCAGUGAUGUCUUCGGGAGGGGCAACCAUGUCGGAGAUGAGGCAGUUAAUCGAGAAGCCAUCACAUAGCAGCGUAACAAACUUGUUAGAAAAGCAAAAAUUUCAAAUUAAACAGAAAGAAUCAAAUGGGCAGAGGAAAAGCCAGAGGAGAAGGAAAAAGUCUCGACUGGAGGAGGAGACGGACUCCAACCUGGCAGGCCUGGGGAGGCAGAGCCCCAUCUCCAUCCAGCUGGCCAUGAUGCCGCUCCUUGCAGGAUGGCAAACUGUUGUGAGUCAUGGCCACAGGAGGUCUGCCAACAUCUUGGACUGUUUUUUGACCUUCAAAACAGAAGUUCCUCUUAUGACUGAAGAGCAAAAGCAGGAGUUGAACCCUUUGACCAUAAAGAUCAAGUGCGUCUCCUGCCUUCCUUCACAGCCUGUGUCCAUCCCUGAACUAGAGCGGCUGUGCAUGCCUGUGUACUGCCGGUACCAGUUCCACGAGACUCCAGUGCACAGGACCGAGGGCCAGCCCCACGGCACCCGUGUCUACUUCCAGGAUGUCAAUGUCAUUUUCCUGGGGGCGAUGCACCCCAGUGACCUGCGGGAAUACCUGGAAGGCCCCCCCAUGGUGGUGGAAGUUCAUGACCGUGACCGCAAGUCGGAGGGGUAUUCCCGCAAGCCCACCCUGUUUGGGGAGGACCCCCUGGACUCAUACCUCAACCUCCAGGCCCUCAUCUCCCCCAAAGAGACAGAGAACAACCCCUUUGAGUACCGGGAGAAGACGUGGGACCCUUAUGGGGUCGCCCAGGUCAGCUUUGCUGACCUCCUCCUUGGCCACAAAUUCUUGAACCUGGCCGUCCCCGUCCACAGCUGCGAGCCCAAGGCCACAGCCGUUGGCCAGCACUGCAGGAGCAGGAAGGUGGUGGGGUCCCAGGUCCCCAAGGGUGGCCUCCAGUGUGGCCCGAUGCCCACUGGCAACUACCUGGAGGCCAGCACCCUGCUGAAGCUGCGGGUGGACGUGGCAGUGCCACUGCGGGCUAGGCCUGAGGCCCCCGAACCCCCAGCUGCCCAGUUUGGCCGCAUCAUCUUUGUGUUCGACUCCAGGAAGAUCACCCUCCUGCUCAGCCUCCUGCAGGACGUCACCAUGAUCAACGCCAGGGCCCUGGACCUGGAUGUCUACCCACUGGAGGACAUGCAGCAGAUCCUGUCCGCCUUUAAGAUGCGGGUGAAGAUCCAGGAGAGGCAGGACCUGGACGUGCUCACUGGCUUCCACCUGCUGGACGGGAGGGUCCACCUCCUCAUCCUAGAGGGCCUGGCCGAGCAAGGCUUGAAGCAGCUGUGGGAGGGCCACCAGAGUCGGGUCCCCCAGGCGGAGCAGGGCGGGUACAAGGUGCUCUACAACUCAGAGCUGCGCUUCCGCAGCCGCCUCUACGCGGACCUGGAGACUGUCCUGUACCACGUGCGCCUGUUCCAGCCACUGGCACAGCUGGUGAAGCACGCGGUGCUCUAUGUGCGCAACAGAGUGCCACAGCCUGUCUUCCAGGCACUGAACAGGAUCUACUGCAUCUGCCAGUACAGCGCCAGGCUCAGGGAUGUGGUCACCGGAGACCUGCUGCCCUCCUCAGCCAUGAUCAAGGAGUUGAGCCAGGAGUUUGGGAUACCCAUUUCCCAGGAAGAUCUCACAGAGGGGAAACUGCUGGCUGUGUCCCCACCUCCUGCCCCCAACCUUGACUUCUGGAGCCGGAAAUCCACCCUCACCUCUGAGAUCCAGGUGCACCAGGAGAAGUACCUGCAGUGGCGGAACACCAUGAUCCUAAAGAGCAAAGAGCAGAAGCGCAGCCUGAUCCAGAAAAACAUCACAGGGGCCUACCAGGUCAUCAAGAAGCCCCCCAAAUCAGUGGUGAAGGUGAUUAGGAUCACAGCCCCUGCCAAAGAUGCUGUCUAUAACUACAGCAUCCAAACCCUGAAUUCUGCAGAGCUUGCCAAGAAGGAGCUGUAUCGAGAGAUGGGCAAGGAGCCGAGGAAGAGAUUCACAUACUCCCAGAACUACCUCUCAGCCAUGGUGGAGCCUCAGGAUACAGAGGAAGAGAAGAGAAAAGCCAUGAGGAAAUCCCGCCAGGCCUGGCUCACACCGAAUGGAUUCCAAGUGGUGGGUCUUCACAGCAUGGAAUGGACCCCUCACCUGGGGCUGCUGCCGCCCAUUGAUGCCACCACAGAGGAGUGGAGGGAAAAGGCACUGUUUGCUAAUGUGCUGGAGCCAGUGCUGCAUCGAGAGAGGUGGUGCUGGGACCGCCGCCACCAGGACUUCGACCUGUACACACAGCCACCACCUUUCCUGGAGCUGCCCCCACCUCCGAAGCCCAGAACAGGUAACAGCAGCCUCUGUGAAGCUGGCCUCCUGGUGCCAUGGGCAGGCAGCAGCUGUGUGCUCUGCUGUGGACACUCACCCUCCAUGCUGGAAAUAAAGGUUCACACAGAACGCUGCGCUGGGACUCUAGCUGCAGCUGGAUUAGGCAUGUGCCAUGUGACAGCAGGCAGGUCCCCUUACAGCUCCAGGCCGGUCUCUUAGCUCUAAAGGGAGGUGUUGGAAGGAAGUCUGAGGGCUGAGCUUCUACUGUGCUGCCCACAACCAGCCUCUGGAGGCCUGACCAAUAGCCAGGGACUGAGGCUCUGGGCUUCAGUGGUCUGUCCAGCUUGAGACGCUGCAAGCUAUCCCUCUGUGUGGGGAGGAGUCUGGCCUCUGAGUCCUAUUCAUCCUUCUGUUUAUGAGGAGGGAACCACAAAAUCAUUUGUAAGUUGAUAGAGAAAUCGGAGCCAGAACCUUUGUUUGGGGAGGAAGAGGAGUUUAUCUGGCAACAAGGUUGGCCAGAGCCACCUUCCCUAGGAAGUCAGAUGGGAUAAACCAUGGGUUUCUUCCUUGCCCAACUCCCAAGGGAGCUGGGAGCUCUGUGAAACAGGAGGACAUGGACUUGGUCUGUUUCCUGCCUGGAUCUCCCUGCCUCCCUUCAGCACAGGCUCAGGUGCCCUGCUACCUGCUGGUGGAUCCCAGGCUCAGAAUUACGGUCACGUCCAUGGGCCUCCCCUGACUCCCCUCCCUACACACAGCACAGGAAAGAAAGCCUCCGGUAGAGCAGGGGAGAAGGGAGACAUGGAACCAGUGACCUGAUGUUUUACAUUCAGUUGGACACAGAAAACCUGCUGCAGACGUGGCUCCACGCGGCCUGCUGUCCCCGCACUGCAAGAAGACAUGUGCUCUCUGCUCUGUGCAAAGUGCC
Phacochoerus africanus (Common warthog) is the source of this 3773-nucleotide messenger RNA. RefSeq names its product cilia and flagella associated protein 92 (putative) (gene CFAP92). The transcript has 11 exons. NCBI's taxonomy places the organism in Eukaryota, Metazoa, Chordata, Mammalia, Artiodactyla, Suidae. Bases 440 to 3067 code for a protein of 875 amino acids. The record is from RefSeq and is a predicted model, not a curated record.